AAAUUUCUAGGUUAUGUUAUUCGUUUUUUAUUUAUUUUUAUAUUGUCUAUGUAUGUACAAUAAAUAUUUAGUUAUUAUUAAAUAUAAUGAAUUCUAUAACUAAACUUUAGUUAUAGAAUUCAUGCUAAAUAUCUAUGAUUAACGGCGAACCCCAUAAUGUCUUCUAACAAUCACACACAGAUGUGUAAUCACACAAGUGUCCUCCAAAAGAGUUAAUUUUCUGUAAGUACCAAGAUAUAAGACAAUACACAGAGAAACACAGUUAGUCUUAAAACUCGACAUUGCUUAAAUAAUUGAUCCAAACUUUAGCAUUUUAAAUGUGCAAACAAACACUCUGAUAGCACCCUCAAAACAAUAGUCUAUUUUAUUGGUAUGUAUAUAAUACCCCUUUUGGGCUUUUUAAUACCCCAUUUGGUUGGUAUAAUACCCCUAUUUGAAUUAAGUACAUAUGCGUUGAAAAUAUUUUACUAGCAUUAAAGGAUCUAAAGAAUGAAGUCUAUUUUUUAAGAUUGUUGACAACUAAAUAAACAAUAUGUUUAAAAACUAUAAUGCUAGGUCAUGUUUGGUAUGAGUACCUACCCAUUUGUAUCAUUUGCCAAACAUCCUGUAGAAUUCAUUAUUGCCAAAGCUCUAAAUUAUAAAAAUAUGGAAAAAAUUAAAGCUUUAAUUGGUGCAGACUCCUUCAGAACUUUACUAAACUGCAAUAUAAGCAGUCUAAACGGUCUUGUUGACACAAACAUAAAUGAGCUACAAGAUGUAUUAAGUGUGUCAUAUGAAACUGCCAAAAAAAUGCAACUUAUUGCAUAUGAAGAAAUUUUACACAAUAAAAUACAAAAAGCAGAUGAAUUUAAGGAAUGUUCUCGUAUCAAAACAAGAUGCAUACAUUUAGAUGAAAUUCUUCAUGGAGGUGUUCCUGUUAAUGGAAUUGUUGAAAUUUUUGGUUGCAGUGGUGCUGGUAAAACCCAAUUUUGUUUGCACUUGUGCUUGCAGAUUCAGUUGCCUGUAGAACUAGGAGGUUUUGGAAAAGAAGUAGUAUAUAUCUGUACGGAAGAUGUUUUUCCAAGCAAAAGACUGCACCAACUUGCACAGGCAUUUAGAAAAAAAUAUAAGACAAAUAUAAACUUUGAAGACCACAUCUACAUUCAACAUAUAGCCACAUCUGUACAACUAAGAAAUGUCAUAAAACAUCACUUACCCCAUUUUAUAAAAUUCAAAAAUGUGGGCCUUAUUGUGAUAGAUUCAAUUGCGGGGUGCUUUAGAAGUGAAACAGAAACUCUAGACUAUAUUUUUCGAAGCAAUAUGCUCAAUUCUAUCGCUAAUAAUUUAAAUAGUUUACAGGAUCAAUUUGAUUGUGCUGUCCUAACUGUAAACCAAGUGUCAGACACUGCGACCGGAGCCACUGAACCAUGUUUAGGGCUGGCCUGGGCAAACAAUAUUACGAGUAGAUAUAGUUUAAGCAGAAAGAAUGAAUUUGGGACUAGAGUGUUUGAAGUUGUAUUUGCACCAGACCUACCACCAAAAUCCUGUGAUAUUUUGAUUACUCCCGAGGGUUUAAUGGAUAUAUAAGUAAUUAAAGGACAUAACAAAAUAAAAUAAGCUGUUUUUUGAGAAAAUGAUUAUCAAGUAUUAAAAUACACAUAUAUACAUAUAUUUGUACAAAUAGAGGUGUAUAGAAGAGAUUUGGUAAUAAAAAACUUGCUAUACCUAUAAA
Molecule: messenger RNA, 1711 nt
Organism: Anthonomus grandis grandis
Lineage: Eukaryota; Metazoa; Arthropoda; Insecta; Coleoptera; Curculionidae
Product: DNA repair protein XRCC3-like
Exons: 4
Coding region: 559-1566 (335 amino acids)
Biological process (GO): t-circle formation; resolution of mitotic recombination intermediates; telomere maintenance via recombination
Cellular component (GO): replication fork; Rad51C-XRCC3 complex
Molecular function (GO): ATP binding; four-way junction DNA binding; ATP-dependent DNA damage sensor activity
Source: RefSeq, a predicted model, not a curated record